UUCUUUAGUUGUCAAGAAUGGCGUCUCCUCAAACAAAUCUAUUCACGAGAUUUCACUACAAACAAAAUCUUUCCUUACCUCAAAUGUCACUAUAAAAGGUUAAAUUCGGUUGGAUCAGAUUAUAAAAGUUUCGGGUCAGCUGGACCGAUUUCCGGUUCUUUCAUCGCUGGGUGGCAUACAUUAUAAAUUUCUAAGUUCCAUUUAUAGAUGGCGGGAUAUUAAACUCUCUGGGUCACUCAAGAGAUAGAGAUGGCAAGAGUAGAAGAUGUGGUUAUAGUCGGAGCAGGAAUAGCAGGCUUGGCGACUGCAGUUGCACUGAACAGAGUUGGUAUUCGACCUUUGCUUUUAGAAAGAUCCGAUAGCCUCCGCGCCACCGGGGCUGCCUUAAGCCUGUUUCCUAAUGCUUGGCUUGCUCUCGAUGCUCUCGGUGUUUCGCAUAAACUUACUCCUCUAUAUUCUCCAGUAUUAAGGGGUUACAUAACCAAUGUUUCUACCGGAGUUGUGCAAGAAAACUCUUUUUCUACAGAUAAUAGCGGCAAAGUAUUAGGACCGAGAGCGGUGCAUCGGAGAGCUCUACUAGAUGCGCUGGCCAACGAAUUGGCGGCGGAUUCAAUUCUGUUUUCUUGCAAGAUCUCUAGUAUUGAAACGGCGGAACAAGGCGGUACUUCGAUUCCUGUUCUGCAUUUGGAAGAUGGAAGUAUUAUUAAAACUAAGGUUUUGAUAGGGUGUGAUGGGGUGAACUCUGUUGUGGCAAAAUGGCUUGGACUGUCGGCACCGUUUGAUUCAGGAAGAUCAGCUGUCCGAGGGUUGUCUUUUUUUCCACAAGGUCAUGGAUUUAAUCAACAAGAAGUGAGGCAAUUUGUGGAUGUUGGCAAAAGGGCUGGGUUCAUCCCUCUAAAUGACAAAGAGAUUUACUGGUUUUUAACUUCCACUCAAACAAAGGACAUGCCAAAGAACCCAAAAGAAAUACAACAGCAACUCAUUGAGAAGUACGCACAAAACUUCCCCUCAACAUACUUAGACGUGGUCCGAAAUGCCGAUCUUUCGACAUUAACAUGGGCGCCGUUACUGCUAAGAAACCCGUUGAAUGUAAUAAUGGGCAACUUAAACAAAGGAAAUGUGACCGUAGCCGGCGACGCAAUGCACCCGAUGACACCCGAUCUCGGACAAGGCGGCUGCUCGGCACUGGAGGAUGCGGUUGUUUUAGGCAGACACAUCGGCACUUCUUUUAUGCGAAAUGGAAGAGUUAUUAUUGAGAAGGAAAUGAGUCGGGUCAUCGAUGGAUAUGUUGGAGAAAGAAGGUGGAGAUGUGCAGGGUUGAUUACCGGGUCGUAUUUUUCGGGUUGGAUUCAAAUAAGUGGGUCUAAUUGGUGGAUGAAAUUCUUGAGGGAUUAUAUAUUUUAUGGUUUGCUUUUUCGUAAGGUGUUUGGUGCUGCUGAUUAUGAUUGUGGGACGUUGCCUAAUGUGUCUGUUUCUAGUGAUUUGCAGCAAUUUUUCUCUCAUAAAAUAGACUAAAUUUUCUCAAGUUCAAUUGUUUUUAUGAGGAAUAUAUAUGAUGAUUGUCUGUUUAA
Messenger RNA from Mercurialis annua (annual mercury), 1571 nucleotides. RefSeq names its product monooxygenase 2-like. The record is from RefSeq and is a predicted model, not a curated record. Lineage: Eukaryota; Viridiplantae; Streptophyta; Magnoliopsida; Malpighiales; Euphorbiaceae. The coding region runs from base 250 to 1515 and encodes 421 amino acids. Gene Ontology annotation, molecular function: FAD binding. The transcript has 5 exons.